AUGGGAAUCAAAUCAAAUAUAAUCAAUGUAUUAUUUAUUUCGAUUCUUAUUGAUUUUUUGGAAUUCACUAUUAUAUUACCAUUAUUACCAAAAAUUUUAACUUAUUAUGGUAGUCAAGUUGAUGCUAAUCAUGAUACACUUUAUCAUAAGACAAUGUCAUUUGUUCAAUUUAUUCGAGAUUUAACUGGAGCACCUAACGAUGCCAAAUGGAAUUCAGUUUUAUUUGGUGGUAUUAUUGGUUCACUUUUUUCUCUUCUACAAUUUUUUUCAUCAACUUUAUGUGGUAUUGCAUCUGAUCGUUAUGGUCGUAAAUCAGUACUUCUUUUUUCUAUGAUCGGCAUAUCACUUUCAUAUGCUUUGUGGUGUGUUUCAUUUAAUUUAACAAUUUUUAUGUUAGCACGUGUUGUUAGUGGACUUUCCAAAGCUAAUGUUGCUAUUAUAUUAGCUAUAGUAUCAGAUACAACGACUGAAAAAGAACGAAAUCGAGCAAUGGCAUGGAUUGGCGCUGCAUUUUCACUCGGCUUUAUUUUUGGUCCAUUACUUGGUGCUUUUUGUAGUCAAUUAGCUAUUAUUUAUUGGCCAGCAUCAUCAGUUAGCUUUUUUAUUCUUCCUGCUUGUGUAUCACUUGUUUUAUCAUUGAUUAAUAUUGGAUUUAUUAUUAAAUUUUGUCCAGAAACAUUACCAAUUUCAAAACGAAAUGAAACAAAAACAAGUAUAACCGAUGUUUAUAAUGCAAUAUUUCCUUGGCGUUUAUUUAAAUUUUCUACUAUUCAUAAUAUUAAAUCAAAACAUGAUGUUACUAUUUUACGUCGUCUUGGUGUUGCAAGUUUUUUAUAUAUGAUUGUAUUUGCUGGUCUUGAAUUUACAAUUACUUUUCUUGUUUACAAUCGAUUCAAUUGGAACAGUAUGCAACAAGGAAAAAUGUUUUUUGUUAUGGGUUUAUGUAUGGCCGUAGUACAAGGUGGUUAUGUUAGACGAAUACCUAAUGGCAAAGAGAUUACAGCAGCUAUGACUGUAAGUUAUUUAUAA
Adineta steineri is the source of this 1029-nucleotide messenger RNA. The record is from the annotation of a GenBank genome assembly. Lineage: Eukaryota; Metazoa; Rotifera; Eurotatoria; Adinetida; Adinetidae.